CACCCACCACCACCUCUUCUUAAAGAAAAAGAAAGAUUAGGCGUUUGGACGAUGGACGAAUCUUCGCUGCUGGAUCUGCUGGAGUGCUCCGUGUGUCUGGAGAGGUUGGACACCACCGCCAAGGUGCUGCCCUGCCAGCACACCUUCUGCAAGCGCUGCCUGGAGAAGAUCCUCAGCUCCAGGAACGAGCUGAGGUGCCCCGAGUGCAGGAUCCUGGUGGGCUGCGGGGUGGACGAGCUGCCGCCCAACAUCCUGCUGGUCAGGUUGUUGGAUGGGAUUAAACAGAGACCCAGGAACGGCAGCAGGUCAGGGCCGAUCUGUGCCCCAGGGUCAGCAGCAGCCUGCCCGGCUUCAUCAUCAUCAUCAUCCCCCUCCUCCUCCUCCUCCUCCCCCUCCUCCUCUCUGGGGACAACUCUCAAGGAUCACCCGGCAGCAGCGACCAGAGCAUCCCCAGGAAAGAGCAUUCCGCAGUUGCCAUGUGCUAAGGCCCUCUACAACUACGAGGGGAAGGAACCUGGCGAUCUCAAAUUCUGCAAAGGGGACAUCAUCAUUCUGCGCCGUAAAGUGGAUGAGAACUGGUACCACGGUGAGCUUAACGGCACCCAUGGCUUUUUCCCAGCUACUUAUAUUCAGUGCAUCAAGCCUCUUCCACAGCCGCCUCCUCAGGGCAAAGCACUUUACGACUUUGAAGUCAAGGAUAAAGAGCAAGAUAAAGACUGUUUGACUUUCACAAAGGAUGAAAUUCUGACCGUCAUCAGGCGAGUGGAUGACAACUGGGCAGAGGGAAUGUUGGGAGAUAAGAUAGGAAUAUUUCCUAUCUUAUACGUUGAGCUAAAUCCUACUGCAAAACAUCUGAUCGAGAUGGACAAGCCGUGUCUUCCAGUAGCACAGAGCAGUGAUGGAACGCCCACUGCUGGUUCCAGUGCAGGAGCUGGUCCAGCAAUAAGUUCCCCACUAAACAGUGUGGGGGCUAUCAGCGCUGUCCACAGGCGCAUCGAUGGCAAGAAAAAUGCCAAGAAACGUCAUUCGUUUACCUCCUUCAGCAUAUCUCACAAGGCUUCCCAGGCCGUCAACAACAGACACUCGAUGGAGAUCAGCGCCCCGGUCCUCAUCAGCUCCAGUGACCCCCGAGCUGUGGCCAGGAUUGGGGAAGGACCACAUCUUUCAUCCAGUGCUCCUUCCCAGGAUUCGUCCUCUAUAAUCGCUAGCACAACUGUUGGUGCUGUGGGACCAAGAUUAGGAAUUACCCUAGGAGACCAGGGCGUAGCAACAAAAGCACAGCUCCCACUCAACAUAUAUAUGGCCCUGUAUGCUUACAAGCCUCAAAAGACAGAUGAGCUGGAACUGCGGAAAGGAGAGAUGUACCGUGUCAUUGAAAAAUGCCAAGACGGGUGGUUUAAAGGCACUUCCCUGAGGAAUGGAACGUUGGGCGUCUUUCCUGGAAAUUAUGUUACUCCUGUUUCCCGGGCUCCCUUUGGAGUGGCUCAGUCGAGGAACGCCGUAUUAGGAGGUGCUGUACAGACAGUGAAAGGAAACUCCACAUCUGGUCAUUCAGCAGUAAUUGGUCUUGUGAAUAACGGAGUAAAACCCGUUCCUCCUGUUGUCAUUCCUCCUGCUCAGCCACAGCUUCAUACAGCCAGUCCUCAGAUCAAUAACUGUUUGCGCUAUUCGGGCCAACAAACGGUCAACCAAGCCCGGAGCGCAAUGCAGAUGGUCCAUCCCGCUGUUCAAGUGCUUGACCGUCCUACGGCAACCGUGCCACCAUUAAGAACGCAAAGCCCUCCCUCCCGUGUUCCAGCCACCAUGGUGCGACCACAGCCAAUGACCUCACCCCAACACAUUCAUCAGUGCAAUGUGUCGGGAACCUCCGGGGUUCCUGGUUGCAGACCAGCCAUUUCACUCACCUCUGCAGCUGUAGCAAUUACCCCACCGAACGUUAACGCAGCCAACUUGAAUGGAGACGCCAUGGGCGGCCCAGCCAGUACCUCAGUGACGUCUAGUCCUUCAAAUUCCGCACCUGCAUUGGCCAAGUUGGAAGAGAGAAAAAGUGAGAAGAAAGAGAAGAAAAGCAGCCUCUUGAAACUUCUGUCAGGCGCAUCAGCAAAAAAGAAGUCUCGCUCCCCACCAUCUGUAUCUCCAACACAUGACUCGCAGCAGGCGGCAGCAGCAGCAACAGCAGGUAGUUCCUUGCAAGGUGCUGUGGGCCCUGAAAUUCUUCCGGUCUCGAGCCAUGGCAGGGCUGGAUCUUGCCCAUUAGAAAGUGAAAUGCAAGGAGCGAUGGGGAUGGAGCCACUGCACAGAAAAACUGGCUCCUUGGAUUCCAACUUUUCCAUUUCUCCACCCACACGGCAGAUCUGUUCGUCCAUGGCUGCAGUCCGUCCAGAACUGAAACCACUGCCUUGUGAAAGGUAUCGAGUGGUUGUCCCCUAUCCACCUCAGAGUGAAGCCGAGAUUGAACUCAAAGAAGGUGAUGUUGUGUUUGUUCACAAGAAGCGGGAAGAUGGAUGGUUCAAAGGCACGUUACAGCGGAAUGGAAAAACAGGCCUAUUUCCAGGAAGUUUCGUGGAAAGCUUCUAAGAAGCUUAAUGCUAGCAAGGAGCUGGUGUUUUAUCACUUGAAGAUCAUGGCGGCUGGACAUUAAAUACAAGUGGAUAAAUAACAAAGCACAAAGACGUGGGAAUCAAUAAUUCAUAUUCACUGCCAUUGUCACUUCCAAAGAAAUCCAAAAGACCUGUCUACUAUAAUGGCUUUUCAUAAAUGAUGCUGUUCCUCUAUAAAUGUGUACAUACAAAAGUAUCUUGAAGCAGUGCCUUCCCAUGAAGCCACAGACUCAGAGAAGUACAUUUGCAUUUUAACCAGAAUGAAGUACAUUUAUUCUCCACUAUGUAAAUGAUAAAUUUGAACAUUUUUUAAGAAAAAACAAAAAAGAAUUUUGAUAUAUCAUCAUAAGUUAUUUGAUAAGAUAACACAAAUGGUGACUGAUUGCACGUGAGGUGAUUUCACUGGUAGGUCAGAGUAAUUCUUUAUUCAGUCGGAUAGUGGGAAAGUAGAAAACAACUGGAUUAAAUAGAAGCUGGGAGGCUCUAUUCAACAAGGGUUAGUUACCAUCGGGAAUAAUUCACUGCAGUUUCAUUCUAACAUUCAGAUGUCUUUCUGUCCAAUUCCCAAUUUCUGUGAUCCAGAGCACCUAAGAAGAACUACAGUAAAGGUACAAACAUUAACAAAACCAUCAUAUCAUUGAGCUAAACAUUGAGUUGAUUGUAUUAAUAAAUGAUUAAUUGGCCUCAAUGUAUAGAAAGCAGCUCACUUGAAGGCAAGUUCACAAGGCUAAGGAGAAGACGAAUAGUCUAAAUCCAAUAUUUGUGCAUUAAAGAGAAUCUGUCUUCUCUUCAUUAAUUAUCAAGUGUUGAUUGCAACCUCCAGCUCUUCCAUAAUUAAUUGAAAGCAAGUAACUAUAUUCUGUGUGAAUAAUUGCAUUGGAGAAUAGAAUGCAAAUAAUGGCCUGGUUGCCAAAGAGUAAUUCAUCCUAAUUAUGUCUGAAAAUUAACAAAUGCAGCAUGUGUCAGCUGAUUGCUAUGACAGAUGACUGGGACAAAUAGAUUCCCUACAAAUCAGUUUGCUAUCCAGUAAUUUUUCCAAAUGUUCUUCACAAUGCUGAUAGAUUGAAUUUGAGAUUUGCCUGGGAGAAUCCUUCUAUCGAGUAAUGAAUAAGAAUGUGCCGUGUACUGAAUCUGAUUGUUCAACUAGAUGGACUUGUUCACUUAACCAUUCUUCAGUGACUACAGUACCAAAUUCGACAGAUUAGGCAUAUUAACUUAAAUCACAUUCCAGAACCAGGAAGCUUUUGUGCUGAGAAUGCGUUUCAAAUGUACAAUUUACUUUGGAGGACACAGGGUCGAUUCCUGUUGGCUACACAAAAAAAUGGUUCUGAUCAUAUGAAAUAUUCAAAAAAAUCGGGGUUUAAAUGUUGGUGUGCUGAUAAAUGGGCAGUUCGCUCAGUUGAAUUAGAACCAAAUGAAGAGAAUGGAUUACAAUCCCAGAAGGUCAUCAUGGGUUCCUUCACCUGAUGUCAAUUAAACAAUGAGUGCCUGUCCGUAAAAAACAUAUCCUCUUGUGGCUUUAGCAGUCUCCCUAGGAACAUUUUUUCAAAUCUUUUUAUCAUACAUGGCUGAAGAACUGUUCUGCAUUUGCAUUUACGCUAUAUCAAAUGUACGGAUUAUUAUUAUAUAGUGCCCUUCAUGUGGGGUAACAUCUCAGAGCGCUUAACAGUGGCAGAGCUUGACUUUGAGCCAGAUUGGAAGUGCUGGCCUUAAUCACAGUUUUGUGAGUCAGGGAAAUGUUUUUCAACGAUACCAAAAGUAAGGCUAGUCUUUCUAGGCUUAUCUCUUCUGUUGAUAACAGUGACGAGAAAUAAAAUCAGUGGGCCUACAGUUCCGUCCCCUUCUCUGAAGCUCAGUGGAAACUUCCAACCACGAACAUUUGAAAAUAGAGGGAAAUCUGAAAGCUGGCUGAGUCGUGAAAGUGAAGUGUUAGGUUAACUACAGCCUGAUCUUGUUAAUGGGAAACUUGUAUCCUUGGAGACAAGGAGCACUGGGAAGGUUGAGAAGCACUUUACAGUAAAUCCUGUGAAGUACUUUGAGACAUCCUCCUGAUGUGAAAGGUACUAAAUCAGUAUACAAAUUAUUGCUCAUCAAGGAAAUAGUGGGAUAGGUUGCUGUAAUCAAGCAUUAACAUGGGUCGAGGUCGAGGUUUAAUACCUUCCAAGACUGCAAAUGGAAGCUCAGAUGUGCCCAGCUUGGUUGGGUAAAGGUCGUUCACGAAUCAUAGAUAGCACAAAAAUCCUAGAAUUAAUCAAUGGUCCACAGUGACUUAGCUGAAUCCAACUGGGAUGGUGUUGGGAGUGUCAAAACUGGCCUCAGUUUAGCUCAGCUGAGUUCAGCUGUUCCUGACCUCGGGAAAGGAAACGUCAGCCAAAGUUUGCUUUCCUGAUCACUUUCCAGUGACCUUUGCUUGUCUGCAUGGACUCCAGAGAACUGAAAUCCUUCUUGGCCUUAAGAGCAGUAGCACUGAUAAUGUCGGCUUCUAAUGGGAUUUUUACAUUCCAGCCGCACAUUGCUAAUCUAGCCACCUGGAAUGUCAGAAAGAACAUCAAUUCUGGGAAAAGGACGAUGGCUAUGAUGUACCUAACCACCCCUCUCUCUCUCUCUCUCUCUCUCCUCACCCCCAAGUUCUCCAGUCAAGUAUGAUCUUGAUAGAUCACUGGGGAGAUAGUGAUAUCCUAUCUGUCGUGGACCCAACAUUAAUCAAUCUGCAUGAGCUUCUACACAGAAUUGAAACAAACCGAGCAACCAUUUCACUGCCAAUCACCUGGAUCCUUGAAAUGUAUGAAUGUGCUGACAGAAAAAGUUCAGAUGUCCUCUGCUGUCCCCCGUUCUCCAAAAUGAAACCACCCAACACCACAAAAGAAAAAAUGUUCCUUACUUUAUUCUUUCUUACCUGCGUUAUACAUGUCCACAUUGCCUUUAUAAAUGAUUUACAUUUGCCCUAUAUGCCAACUAAGUGAACAAGUCCCAGUAACUUGAGUAUUGUCCAGUCUGUAGGCAGUGUGAUGUAUGUAGUGAGGAAGGUCAGUGUGAACCAUUUUAAAUGAAUAACCUGUUACUUAAGCGAUGUUAUACACAUUUGAGAGGAAGGCCUGUUUUAUGAACUAAAGGUUUGACUUGACUUGUUUUCCUUCCAAGACUAAUACGUCCAUUAGUCACAAAAAAAGCCUUAUUCUUCUUUCAAAAAUAGCCAUUACCCUUCAAAACAAAAAAAAUGAAUUAACAAUGUUAUAUUGGCCACAGUGCCCCAGUGUAAGGAAGGGAAUAUAAACCGGGUUUCCUGAUCAAUACUGUAUCUAUCGACCCCUUGCGGCACAUGCAAGUGAGGGCAGGAUAGGGCUCAGCUUUGAUGUCUCCUGCAAUGAAAUAGCCUGGUGAUACUCAUUGUCAAGGCCGUAGCAAAAAUAUGCUAUGGGUUGAUAUACUGGAGGACACUUAUGAAACUGAACAGUAGAAGGGAACAAAAUGAAUCAAAUGCUACAGAAGAGGAGUGGAACAAAGAAAAUUGGUAAAAAGAAAACAGGUUUUUUUAAAAAAUACUUUUGUUUAUACAGAAAGUUGCAGUGACAUAAUCAUCGAGCUGACUCAGGGAAGUUUCUGAGUCAAAUAAUGUGAGAGAGCUGAUGAGCAUCAGUGGAGAUCGCAUUGAUUAGACCACAGAUGGUUCACUGAUCUCACCUCAUCUGUACAUGUUAAUCCAGCUUCUUUUCUGCUGGCCGCAUAAGAAUUCCACGUUAGCUCCUCCUGUAUUUCAAAACUCACCAGUAAUCAUUUCUACAAAGAGAAACAAAGUUAAGCUUUCUUCCAGCAGGUUGAUUUUUGUUUAUAAGGGCUACUGAUUGCGAGAUUCUUACAUUUUGUGAAAGUCAAAACUUAAACCAGCUGUUAGAUUGGUAAAUGGAGAAACGUUCCAGUAUUAAAUUGCCUUUGCUUGGUGCGCUGUGGCAAUGUACUUUUUCCGUUGAACUGUAGUAUAACUGGCACAGAUAGAAUCACGUUCUGCCAAGGUAGACAAAACACUGCAUAACAUAGCAACCUUUUCCAUUGCUGUUGAAUGUCUUGCACACAGCCCUUUGGAAUGAUGAACCACAGCAGAAUAGAACUUGUCUUUCUGUUUCAGUACCACUAAAAAGGAAACAAAAUACAUAUCAUAAUUAUAGCUGAGGACCAGCUGAGCAUUGUAAGUACUGUACGCACGCUAAGGGUGCAACGAUUAUCCAUUCAGAAAUUCCCUCCUUGUACGAACUAUUUAAAUUAUCUUAUUUUGCUCAACCCUUUGUAAAAUUCCAGUGUCUGUUAACUGACAAAGUCUUGAUGUGUUUGUAAAUAUACUUUCAAAAAUGUUGCCUAUAAAAAAUGAUAUAAAGAUUCCUUGGAGUCACUUUAUGACUUACAGCUAAUUCUUACCAGUUAAUCUUUGCUAACUCUUGCUGCUGAGCAAAGACAUGUCCCAUAAUCGUUGCACUCUUACUUGAUAGGAAAGACAUUUACACAUUUUUACAAAAUGUUUUGACUUUUUGCAUUCAUCUGUGUGACUCUUUGUCCAGCAGUAAUAAAAGUAUUAAAUAUGAUUAAAUCA
Callorhinchus milii (elephant shark) is the source of this 7182-nucleotide messenger RNA. Its product is annotated as E3 ubiquitin-protein ligase SH3RF3. Gene Ontology annotation, molecular function: protein binding; metal ion binding. The record is from RefSeq and is a predicted model, not a curated record. NCBI's taxonomy places the organism in Eukaryota, Metazoa, Chordata, Chondrichthyes, Chimaeriformes, Callorhinchidae. The transcript is spliced from 10 exons. Bases 52 to 2577 code for a protein of 841 amino acids.